Messenger RNA from Armigeres subalbatus, 410 nucleotides. RefSeq names its product small integral membrane protein 13. The coding region runs from base 168 to 410 and encodes 80 amino acids. Lineage: Eukaryota; Metazoa; Arthropoda; Insecta; Diptera; Culicidae. The transcript is spliced from 2 exons. The record is from RefSeq and is a predicted model, not a curated record.
UUUUUUGCUCCAUUCAUCGUUGUCGUCAUCUCAGCAAUGUUCAGCUGAUUUCUUGUUUCGGGAUCAAAUUUUACAGAAUAUUGUUCAUACUGGUUGCAUUUUUCGCUAGCUCUAUUCUAUAUGUUAAACAAAACCGCUCUCUGCGUUAGUUUUCCAAAAGUGAUGAAAUGAAUUUCCAAGAAGGGCUUAUCGCUGCAUUUUCCGUAGUGGCUUCCUUGAUUAUUGUUCUGGUUGUGGUUUGCUUAGGGUGGUACCUGGUGUGGAAACUGUUCCUGUCGAGAUUUAAGUUAGUACGUGAGCUUCUGGGUCUGGCGCAAUCGACCGAUUCACCAACGCACGCAGAGAACCUCUCCGGAGACGGUGGUAACAACAGUAAAACGCGCAACAGCCGCAAGGUACGAAGAGAUUGA